AGCAGAAGGGGAGGGGUAGGCGGGUAGUGGUACCACUGAAAAAAUAGACCAUCACUUCCCGCCUCUUUCACCCUAAUCUCCUUUUCCCAAUUCCCAACCAUGGCCGACAAGAAGAAGAAACGCCGCCGUACCGAGCCAACCUCCGACGACGACGACUCCCUCCCAUUCAAGAACAUUCUCAAACCCGACUCCUCCAUCCUCCGCUCCAUCCACAAACUCACCGCCUCCCUCCGCUCCUCCUCCGCCGCCUCCUCGUCGUCCUCCUCCAAAGCCCUAACCCUAGCCGACCUCUCCAUCUCCUCCUGCCGCGAGGUCCGCGAACUCCCCAUCUCCUCCGUCCAGUCCGAGAUCGAAUCCCUCAUGCUCAAAGUCCUCCACUCCAUCCUCGACGGCAAGGGCUUCGCCUUCGACGUCCCCUCACGCGCCGCCGCCAACCAGCUCUACGUCCCCGAACUCGACCGAAUCGUCCUCAAAGACAAAUCCUCCCUCCGGCCCUACGCUAACGUCUCCACCGUCCGCAAGGCCACCGUCACCGCCCGGAUCCUCCAGCUCAUCCACGAGCUCACCAUCAAGGACAUCCACGUCACCAAGCGUGACCUCUUCUACACCGACGUCAAGCUCUUCCAGGACCAGUCCCAGUCCGAUACCAUCCUCGACGAUGUGUCGUGUAUGAUCGGCUGCACCAGGUCCAGCUUGAACGUCGUCGCGGCGGAGAAAGGGGUGGUUGUCGGCCGUCUGAUCUUCAGUGACGACGGCGAUGUGAUCGAUUGUACUAAGAUGGGGAUGGGCGGGAAAGCUAUCCCGCCGAAUAUAAACAGAGUUGGUGAUAUGCAGAGUGAUGCAUUGUUCAUCUUGCUUGUUGAGAAAGAUGCUGCUUAUAUGAGAUUGGCCGAGGAUCGGUUCUAUAAUCGGUUUCCUUGCAUCAUUGUGACUGCUAAGGGCCAGCCGGAUGUCGCAACCAGGCUGUUCUUGAGGAAGAUGAAGAUGGAAUUGAAGCUUCCUGUGUUGGCAUUGGUGGAUAGUGAUCCUUACGGGCUGAAGAUUUUGUCCGUGUAUGGCUGUGGUUCGAAGAAUAUGUCAUAUGAUAGUGCUAACUUGACCACGCCGGAUAUUAAGUGGUUGGGGAUCAGGCCGAGUGAUUUGGAUAAGUACAAGAUACCGGAGCAGUGCAGGUUGCCUAUGACUGACCAGGAUAUUAAGACAGGGAAGGAUAUGUUGGAGGAGGAUUUUGUUAAAAAGAAUCCGAAAUGGGUUGAGGAGCUGACUCUGAUGGUGAAGAGUAGGCAGAAGGCAGAAAUUCAGGCUUUGAGCAAUUUUGGUUUUCAAUACUUGUCCGAGGUGUAUUUGCCCCUCAAACUUCAAGAGGAGGAUUGGAUAUGAAUGGUUUUGGCUGGAGUUUGGAGGCCGUUUGUUACAGCAGUGGAGCCGAAUAUGUUAUCAUUCUUAGGAGCAGCACUUGGAAGGACGUGUGAUAUGCAUCCCACAAAGAACAGGUAUAUCUCAAGACAUAACCAAAUUGAGGUUUUUACACAAGAGAUAGAAGAAGGAUAGAGGAGGAUGUAAC
Molecule: messenger RNA, 1564 nt
Organism: Rosa chinensis
Lineage: Eukaryota; Viridiplantae; Streptophyta; Magnoliopsida; Rosales; Rosaceae
Product: DNA topoisomerase 6 subunit A
Exons: 2
Coding region: 100-1380 (426 amino acids)
Biological process (GO): meiotic DNA double-strand break processing; DNA topological change; reciprocal meiotic recombination
Cellular component (GO): nuclear chromosome
Molecular function (GO): DNA topoisomerase type II (double strand cut, ATP-hydrolyzing) activity; ATP binding; DNA binding
Source: RefSeq, a predicted model, not a curated record